Molecule: messenger RNA, 1355 nt
Organism: Cuscuta campestris
Lineage: Eukaryota; Viridiplantae; Streptophyta; Magnoliopsida; Solanales; Convolvulaceae
Source: the annotation of a GenBank genome assembly
CUCCACCGUCGACCGUCCGGCCCAGCGGAGCCUUUCGAUUUGGCAGAAGAAUCUCAACAGCUUCUUCUUCUUUUUUUCUCCAUGAAAAAAGGCUCUCUAUUCCUUUCCCCUUCUUCUUAACACUACUGUACUUCCUUCAUCUUCCUCUUUUCCCCCCAUCCCUUCUUUUCUUCCCUUUCACUCCAUUUCCGCACCUCUUCGUUCGUGCGAUUCACUCAAACCCUAGUCCAGAAAAGAAUCUUUAAACCACCACAGAGGUUUAUCAGCUAAAGGGUGCCCGAUUUCCCCGGAAUUUUGUAUUUCCGUCAUGGGGAACUGCCUCGACAACUCGAUGAAAUCGACGGCGGAGAUUGCGCCCGCCGACGUGAUCAGGACUCAGCCGACGGUCAAGCUCUACGGGGCGCCGUUCGGGAUCGAGACCUACUGCGUCCGGUUCGCGCUCCUCUACAAGCCGGUGACGCUGAUUUUCGUGCCCUCCGACCGCCACGAGACGCCGGCGAUCGAGUAUAAGUCGCAGACCGUCUCCGGAUCGCUGGAAACUCUGGUUCAGUUCUUGGAUGCGAAGUUCCCGGAGCCGCAGCUGCUGAAGGGGAGCGUGGGUGGGUGGCACGGCGAGACGACGCCGCUGGUGGUCUGGGUGGCGACCCUGCAGCACCGGAGCAUGCUUUGGCACCUGGAUCGGAUGGUGAGGUGGGCGGAGGAUCUGUCUUCCCGUGGGGGGAAGAUGCCCGGAGAUCCGGCUAUGGGGAGUCCGAGAAUGGAGAUUCGGAAGUUCGCCAAGAGAUAUUCUCAGCUGCUGGAGCUGUUUCUGGAGCACGCUCAGAUGGAGGAGAGGGUCCUCUUCCCAAUCUUGGAAAAAGCCGAUCGAGGAUUGUGCAAAGGUGCAAAUGAGGAGCAUGCUAGGGAUCUGCCAGUGAUGAAUGGUAUCAAAGAAGAUAUUAAAUCCAUUGGAGUUCUUGAUUCUGGGAACCCUGUCUUCCAAGAGGGCCUCUCCAAUCUCUCAACUCGUCUCAAAACCUUACAGGAGCACUCGAAGCAACACUUUGAAGAGGAAGAGAGGAAGUUGCUGCCGUUGCUGGAGGCAGCGGAGCUGACCAAGCUGCAGCAAGUCUCAGCCUUGGAACAGUGCCUGAGCACGAUGGACGGGACCCACUCGCGCCUGUUCCGGUUCUUCAUGGAGGGGCUCGUCCCCCAGGACGCGAUGCAGUACAUGGACAUGGUCGCCAAGUGCAGCGACAAGGACCGGGUGUGCAGGCUCUUCAGGCUGGUCGUCGAGAAGGAGAAUAGCUUCGGCAGCACUUUGGGUGGUCCCCACUAACAUUGAUGAUGAUGGUAAAUAACAAGUUUUAAAGUUU